UUCUUUGAAGUUGCCUUGGGAACAUGGAUUCUGGAAGACAGUUUUUGAGGGUCCAACUGAGCCCAAUGGUAUCAUGGACUGGAAAGUAGCAGAGCCUCCUCUUUUUGUCCCUUGUGCCUCCCGCGCUGAACCGGCGCCUGCCAAGAAGCUUCGUGUGUCAGCGAUGUCUUGGCGUGUCAGGUUGUCGCAACACUGGGCCGAAGCGGCAGGUGUUGUCGAUGACGGCUGGAUCACCGUUUGGACGCAGGUCCGUGCUGAGCUUGGAAUUUCAUUUGAAGCUGGCCAUCCAACUAUGCCAGCACCUUUGGAAGACGGUGGUAUCAGUAUGAGGCCCCUCAGCAGUGAAGAGAUGAAACAAUGGACAUCAAUUCUUUUGCAUUCAGUUCAGAUUGAGACAGAUGGACGUAGGUUGACGUCGCACAGUUGCAAGUGCACUUUGUCGUCAUGGUGCUCGAAAAGAGGAUUGCCCUGGGAGGAUCGGCUAGUGCUUGGAGGUCACACCUCGGCCGUGCGCUCAGCCUUGGUGUACGCUCGUGAUGGCCUUGGCCGUCCAUUGCGCAUGCUCGAGAAGCUGCUCUUGGAGGUGCGGCUGGGGCGUUUCUUGCCUGACGCCACGAGGAGUGGAAGAUUUCCUGGGCCUUUUGCUACAGCACCAGAUUUUGACGAUGGGGCUCACAGUGAAUUUUCGUAUGCUCCAAGUCUUGGUUUUGGAGACCCGGUUGAUGACACAGCCAACAGCACCUUUCAUGAUGGCUGGCUGAAACCUGUGGAGCCAUGUGACAAGAGUUCAGAAGGUCCCCAUGCAGCUCUUGAAUGCAAGGUUGAGGCCUCUGGAUCCGUUUGGGAACUGGCCGAUAGCAGCGAGGUGAUUGACUUGGACACUUGCUCAGAGGACAGUGGAUGUUCAGUUGCCACCACCUCGUCCAGCUCGGAUGAGGAAGCCGCUGAGCUCAGCAGUGCCAGACGGCCAGUGCAUCCGCCGAAAGUGCCAGACCAGUUGAAACUCUUGCAGCACAAGAAACUCAAAACGUUGCACCUCAUGGAACUGCAGAAUCAAAGGAUCAUGCUUUGCGGAAGGGUGGCUGAGCCCAGCCGUUACGAGAGCGUGCAGGUGGGUAUCCCUCGUGAACCGGCUGACUUCAUACGUGAUGCGGUGCGAAAAGGUCAUCCGAGAGAUAUCAUUGCGCAGGCAACUUCCUUUGGGCCCUCCUUCAAGUCACUUGGAGUAAUCUUUGACGUUGGGGCCAUUCAUGACGGCACCUUCGCACUACAGCAUACCGAGAGCAGGAAGUCCGAGCUGAUGCAGAUUCUUGACAAUCUGAUAGGUACCUGGAUGGACUUGAAGCAUGCGAUAGGGUCCUCUAAGCCUGUGGUGAUUUCUAAAACUCUUUGCACCACUUGGUACGUCUUUACUGACGGCGCAUAUGAGCCCGAUUCAGAUGUGCUUGCCAGCAUUGGUGCAGUCUUGAUUUCACCGACAGGUACUCCAGUUCAGUGCUUUGGAGAGGUCGUCCCUAAGACCUUCGUGGACGAGCUGUUACAGCAUUCUUCUCAUCCUAUCUACGAGCUGGAAGUGCUUCCGGUAGUCAUGGCCACGCGCCUGUGGAUGAAGUAUCUCACAGGGUGCCCCACAGUAUACUUCCUUGACAACGUUGCGGCCAGAGCAACGUAUAUCAAAGGUGUUGGCGCUACGCCUCCUUCCAUUCCUUUGCUCAAAGACUUUGUCCGUUUAGAGGCUAGGUUGAAGAUUUAUUCGUGGUUCGGUCGAGUGCCGAGUCAUUCGAACGUAGCGGAUUCUCCAAGCCGGCUUGUCUUUGAUGACCCAGUCCUGUCGGGCUGUCCUCGAGUGCGGAUCGUGCUUCCAACUCACGUUCAUGAAAUUGGGGAUGGCUCAGGGUGA
This is a messenger RNA of Cladocopium goreaui, 1900 nucleotides long. NCBI's taxonomy places the organism in Eukaryota, Dinophyceae, Suessiales, Symbiodiniaceae. The record is from the annotation of a GenBank genome assembly.